GAGUGCAACACCCAACAACUGUGCACUCCUGUGCCACCAUUCGCUCCCCAACACCAUUAAGGCCACGAACCGAUACGACGGCCAAAGGAUCACAGUACCGGUAAUCUAGCGAGAAGUGUUCGGAAUUCAGGGCGAUGGGCGAGGUUCUUUACCUUUCCCAUUCCCAUGUGUUGGGGGGGAAAAAAAAAAAAAUCGAAACCGGACCCCACGAUACGGUGCUUUUUUGGACGACGGAACAAUCCACCACGAUGGCAACUGUGCUCGUACUGCACGGUACCAUCUCUCAUUGGACCAAUGCCCCCACCCAGAACUGCAGCACCCGAUGCACGCUCCGCAGCUGGGUGCGGUGUGGUUGGGUUUCAUUGUAUUGCACGUAUUCGUAGAUGCGUGUUUUCUGCUCUUAUUAUCCCACCAACUCAUUUAUUACCUCUUAUCUUCCCCUCCGCCCCUCCACACCCUUCGACCUUUCGUCGACCGUUUUGUUUUACUUUCAGAAAAACCAGCGAAAUGGCGCUUGCACGAGGUACAUGUCCAAGUGGAUAUAACUGGUACGUGUGUGCAAACCCCGCUUGGGAGGGUUGUUGCUCCGUGGAUGCCUGCUCGGCAGCGGGUUGCCCGCCGGGCUCACAGCUCUCUGCGGACUCGUCGUCUCAGUCAUCACGUCAGGGGAAUUCUGGAAGUAGUGCGGGAAGUACUAGCGGUUCGGGAUUGGCUAGGUCGGUAUCCCCCCGACGCUCGCAAUUCCCUGGACAUUAUUGACGCGUAUGGCAAUCCGGGCAGUAAGAAAACAAGGACCGUUACGGGACCGGUGGGGGCAUCUACUAUCACCGCAACGACGUGGGCCGACCGAUCUAUUUUUGAUCCUGCUCCUACUCCCACCUUUGCAUCUUCGACAUUUGGGGCCACCUCUGCUACAGCUUCCGGUUCGCCUACUAACGCUAGCUCGGGACCAAUCCCCGACGACACAAACCCCACCCCACAUGCAGUCAUCGUCGGGGCGGCGAUUGGCGGGGCACUCAUAAUCCUAAUAGUAAUCCUAGCCAUAAUCCUCUGCCGCCGCCGCCGCCGAAAGAGCAAAGAUUCUGCGAGCGGCCUUCUAGCUCUUGGUGGGGAUCCUGAACCCCUCACCGGUGGCGGUGUUGUCGAAGGUAUGUCAAACCCGACCCUAAAUCUAAGCAUUAACCCCCUAGUGACAAAAAGCCCUUAUGGCGGAGCUCGUAUAGGCUUCCUAGCCUUCUUCAAGCGCACCCGCCCUGUACCCGCCGGUAAGGCUACAACAGCGCAAACUGGCUCCCCCUCCACGACAUACACCGAACUCCCCUCCCCGAGUUUUCCUCAAUCUUCUCGACACAAUAGUAUCAUACCCGGUUUCGCAGAACUCGCUUCGCCGCCAAUGUCCUCCGUGUCGGAGUUGUCAUCUGGGGACCCGGGGGUGUACUCUAGCACGAACGUGUCCACCGCUUCCACAGGCGCCGUGGUGUCGCGUAUGCCGCACGAGACUUUACGAGGCGGAGACAGGCCUGUUAUGAGACCGAAUAUGACGCCCCAUAGGAGGGAGGGGAGGAAACAUGUACUCUCAUGGCAGAGUCUUGAGCCUGGGAAUGGGUGCUGAGUUGGUCGUAUGUGGGCUUUCGGUUUAUCUCUAUUCUUGUGGACCAUGUAUUUCUUUUUCUGUUUCGGGAAAAACGGUGGGAGCAGUAAUGGGUAUUUGGUGCAAUGGGUUGGCGUUUUGAUGGGUAUGCUUGGGGUUUAAUGGGUGGUGUGGCACUAGGUUAGGGUGCUAGAGUAUAUUCUUGAGAUCCUGUUUGCCU
Molecule: messenger RNA, 1811 nt
Organism: Tuber aestivum (summer truffle)
Lineage: Eukaryota; Fungi; Ascomycota; Pezizomycetes; Pezizales; Tuberaceae
Source: the annotation of a GenBank genome assembly